Trypanosoma grayi is the source of this 570-nucleotide messenger RNA. RefSeq names its product receptor-type adenylate cyclase. Lineage: Eukaryota; Euglenozoa; Kinetoplastea; Trypanosomatida; Trypanosomatidae. The coding region runs from base 1 to 570 and encodes 189 amino acids. The transcript has a single exon. The record is from RefSeq and is a predicted model, not a curated record.
AUGUACCAGCUGAACGCUGUGCCCGGGCGCACCUUCGCCGCACUGCGGCUUGACCGGCAGGACCUUGACGAGGAGGAAGACGAAGCGGGUGAUGGUGUUUCGACCAGCGAGCAUAUUUCUCGACAGAGCGCAUUGAGUGGUGCUGCGCAGUCUAUUCUCUCUAUUUUGAGAGUGCUCUUUGGUACGUUUGUUCCGUCACGGCGGCUGAAGUUGCUGCAGUCACUGUGCCAGCGUUGGAGUGUCCGUGUGCCGCGGAAAACUGCGUCGAUGAGUGAAAACGAUUACUGCCGUGGGAUUAUGCAGCGGUUGGCGAUGAAGAUCUCCCUUGUGAUGGAUCGGAAGGUUCUUGUGAAUGAUGGUCGGUCGCUGGGAUUCUCGAGCGCCAACGGUGCCUAUGCUGACCAACUUUCUCGGUAUUCGGCUGCUGCGAGCAAGAGCUCGAAGACGAUGAGCUGGCUGAGUGGAGGACAGAGGAGAAGCUUGUUCGGUCGUCAGUCGUUGAUGGUGGAUGAUCUUUCUGUGAGCGCCGGGGACUCGAUCGUCACUAUUCACGCCAAGAAGCAGGCGUAG